AUGCGCGAGAGAGACCAGAGCUCGGACGAUGCUUUCCAACCCCAACAACCGAACCCUCUCACGCGCCGCGCUGCCGCAUCUGCCGAUACCGAGCCCGAAAGAAGCGAGGACAGUGUUCACCGACGUCCCGAUAUCGUUCGUAUAACAGAACACAGAGUGUCACGAUGCGAUCGGUCACGAGUAGAGCUCCACGUUCUCUGGCCACAUCAUGCAACGUCGUGGGAGCCGGAGCGGGAACUCCAGAUCAACGCCCCCGAUGAGUGGCUGGCGUAUACAUCGGGCGUUGAGCAUCGUGCGUGCUUGGGAGAACAUCAGCGUGACAAGUGGCACGUUCUGGCUAUCCACUCGAAUUGGGUUGCCAUAGCUCAAGAGAGCAGACGCCGGGAUCGAAAAGUCAUACUUCGGGUAUCAUGGGAGGGCAGCACAGAGAGGACGGAUAUCACCGAAAGAUCCGCGCGGCUGCGCAAUCCAGCAAUGAUCGCUGAAUACUGGCAAAACCAGGGUCGUAGAGAUGUUGCACUGCUCGAUGCCGACAUUAGGGAGGCCUGA
Colletotrichum tamarilloi is the source of this 549-nucleotide messenger RNA. RefSeq lists its product as uncharacterized. The record is from RefSeq and is a predicted model, not a curated record. The transcript is spliced from 2 exons. Bases 1 to 549 code for a protein of 182 amino acids. Lineage: Eukaryota; Fungi; Ascomycota; Sordariomycetes; Glomerellales; Glomerellaceae.